CUUUGAUGCCUGUGAUCUUUUGAAGCUUAUGAUCUUAUAAUGAUGUCAUGAAGGUUCCACAUUCCAACUCCCUAAGGGAUAGCCUUGCAGAUACUGAGUCUGGUCAUUUACCCUUGGAUUACAUUAAGAGUAAGAAGACAAAAUCUACUCAAACUUUACUCAGCUUGAAAAGUGUUUGGAAACAUUUGACAACAAAAAUGUCUUUCCUAACCUCAGAUAGUGACAGUGAAAACAACAAGGAGUCAGCGCCUGCACCAUUUCAGAUAAAAAAGCUUGACGUCCUCUGCAGCAAGUCUGUACGCUACCUUGUACUAGACUUUAAUGGCGAAGGAUGUUUCGGCAAAGUUGCCAAAUGUCUUAACUUAAAAACAUCUGAGAUUACGGCCAUCAAGAUCCAUAAAAUGAGUGAAAAUCACAUGAUUAAAAAAGAAGUGGAAAUGCUGACAAAGAUCAGGGCUCUUGACCCAGAGAAGAAGAACUUGGUGAGAUUCAUCGACAAUUUCAUGUUUCAAGACGCAUCCUGCCUCGCCUUCGAGAUGUUGGACAGGAGCCUUUGGGACUUACUGAACCAGAGACAGACAACACUAUCUCUUCAUGAAAUCCGCCCGAUCACACAACAGCUGCUUGUAGCCUUUGAAGCCUUGAAGAUUAUCGGCAUUAUCCAUACAGACCUGAAACCUGACAACGUUAUGCUUGUCAACCACCAUGAGGAGCCCUUCAGGGUAAAAUUAAUAGACUUUGGUUUGGCACUUCCAGCAUCCAAAGUAAAGGUUGGAAUGACAGUCCAACCUUGUGCCUACAGAGCCCCAGAGGUGACACUGGGCCUCCCCAUAUCUGAAGCCAUCGACAUGUGGGCACUGGGAUGUGUCAUGGCAUUCCUCUAUUUUGGCGACAACCUCUUCCCUGGUCAAUCAACAUACCACAUGAUGAAAGCUGUUUGCCGUCUGCUCGGUCAGCCGAAAGACCACGUGCUGAGCACUGGGAGGAACACCUGGCAGUAUUUCAGCAGGGAACAGGGCUCACCCAAUCCCAGAUGGAGACUAAAUACACCAAGGGAGUACACAAAGGCAACUGGUGUCCAGCCCCGAAAUCCAAGGUGGAUUUUUAAUGAUGGUAGAAAUUUGGAUAAAUCAGUAGAGUGCUACGCAGAAGUAGAUGACUACACUGAGUAUGAAGACCGGAUGGCAUUUUUACAUUUCCUAAAAGGUUUGCUUGAUACGGAUGCUCAGACAAGAUUCACGCCUGAGCGAGCCCAAAGACAUUGUUUUGUUACAAUGUUUCACCUGCACCAUGAGGACAUGGGCACCAACUCUUAUGCCGAAGACGCCUUAGAGUUGAUGACCGUCUCCCCCCGGGAUGAUUCAGAGGAAUCGCAUGAUUUUCCCAGCAACUCAGAAACUGAGAGAGAGUCAACUGUCUCAAGCGAUGGAGUCACGAGCACUUAUAGCUCCAGUCAUGAAGACACAGACCCUGCUGCAUACCACUAUAUUCGUCAAUGUGCAGCUUUAAGAGCUCAUUUACAUAGACAGCCAUCUUGGACUUCAAGUGCUGAAGAUUCUUACAGUGUCAGUUCCAGUUAUGAAGAACAGGAGCCACAAGAACACUCUAUGGAGCCAGACACCUCUUACCUUUCUGAGGGAGAGUACAUUCCAAUUUCUGGUGAUGCCAACUUCUCUGAUGGAGAGUAUAUUCCAGUUAUCGAUGAUGAAGAUGGUUCUGAUAAUGAGACAGUGGCCGUGAAUAUUAAACACUUUCACUGCAAUGGAACCACUUCAACACAUUUUGAUGGACCUCCACCCCAGACUGGCAUCAAGACAGAGUCACACACUGCAAUACAGAAAGAUUCACUUCCGGAAAGUUCCAGUGAUGGAUAUUUACACACCGACAUCUCCAGUGAUGAAGAUGCCGAUGCUGAUCGAGACUGGGACGAAGCUUUCUUCACUCCUGAGACCUUCGACAGAUCUGCGGUCACAUGAGACCUGGAAUCAGACACUGCUGUAGCCCCGCUGAUGUGUCUUAUCAGCGGAGCUGUGUGGGGUUCCACCGGGUGCUCCGGUUUCCUCCCACAUUCCUAAUAUAUGCAGACUAUGUCAAUAGGCAACUCUAAAUUUGUCCCUAUGUAUCAGCCAUGUGAUAUACUGAUCUUUUAAAUAAAAACAUGUGAAAAUAUGAUUUGUUAUUGUUAUUGAGAAUGUUGAAAAAAAUAAGAAUGCUUAUACUAUACUGUGUUUUAAAAACUGUACUGUGAGUGAGACUUGUUUUCU
Messenger RNA from Sander lucioperca (pikeperch), 2264 nucleotides. RefSeq names its product homeodomain-interacting protein kinase 2-like. The record is from RefSeq and is a predicted model, not a curated record. The coding region runs from base 48 to 1976 and encodes 642 amino acids. Gene Ontology annotation, biological process: peptidyl-threonine phosphorylation; peptidyl-serine phosphorylation; positive regulation of transcription by RNA polymerase II. The transcript has a single exon. Gene Ontology annotation, molecular function: protein tyrosine kinase activity; transcription coactivator activity; SMAD binding. Gene Ontology annotation, cellular component: cytoplasm; PML body; nucleus. NCBI's taxonomy places the organism in Eukaryota, Metazoa, Chordata, Actinopteri, Perciformes, Percidae.